Clunio marinus is the source of this 3668-nucleotide messenger RNA. The record is from the annotation of a GenBank genome assembly. Lineage: Eukaryota; Metazoa; Arthropoda; Insecta; Diptera; Chironomidae.
UCGGGCUAUGUAGGAACUUUUUUUUGUCACACUUGAAUUUUAUAUUUUCCUUUUUAUUUAAUCAAUCCUCACAACAAAUAUAAAGUCGAUCUCCAAAAAGGUGCAUGACUUAAAAGAAAACUAAUAUAAAUGUGUCUAAAAGUUGUGUUUUUUAAUGUUUAAAUGUGAAAAAGAAAUUGUGGAUAACUUAAGAGUUAAAAAUAUUAAAUGUGGAAAUAAUAGUUUUCCUUUUAUUUAAUUGCUGUGUUUAGUUUAAAAGUGUAAAUAGCAAACAUCUAGCAUUGACGCAUUCAAUCUGAAUUGAAGGUACAAAGAAAAACAUGAAUCCACAAAAUUAUCUAAUAACUUCGUCGCUUCAGAAUAAAAUAAGAGAAUGGGAACAUUCAAUAAAUUGUUACAACGGCCAAGAUCCAUUAGAUCUCUGGUUUCAAUACAUAUGCUGGCUGGAAUCUAACUUAAUUACGAAUCCUUCACUGGAAGCUAAAUUUCGUAAAGCUGUCGAACAAUGCUUAUCGUCAUAUGAUCAAUACAACAUUUAUAAGCAAGAUUUAAGAAUGGUUAAACUAUGGAUUAAAUACAUUGAUUUUCAACCUAAUCCUUUGAAUUUAUAUAAAAUAUUAUAUCAACAAGGAAUCGGCACAUCCUGUGCAGCCUUUUAUAUUGGAUGGGCCCAUUAUUAUAAUUCCGAGAAUCUACUGAAACAGGCUGAAUCAAUAUUCAAUCUUGGAGUUCAGCUUAAGGCUCAACCAAUUGUGGAACUCGAAAAUGCUCAAAAACAUUUUCGUUAUUCAGUAGCGCAACGAACGCUGUAUAAUGAUGAAAGCUCUAAAAAAAGAACAAUUUCUUCAUUAGCAGAGCAAAGACAAAAAAUUACUUCUUUAUCACCUCAUCAGCUUCAAGUUACUCAACCUUCGAAAAAAGUCAAACUAAGUUCAGAACAAUACAGCCUACAACAACCGGCUGCAAAUUCAGUUUUUGAUAGUGGAUUUCAAACUCCUCGAUAUUUCUUUAACUUCGCCAAGAACUCUCAUGAACCUUGGCGUGCACAGUUGUAUCUGGAAGAAUCUUAUGAUCCUAACCAACGCUGUUUUUAUCCUAAGCAUCUAGUUUAUGCAGGUGACGGAGAAGAAUACAGCUUAGAAGAACUUAAAGCACUUAAAUGGUAUUCCAAAGCAGAAAGCAGAAAUAAAAAUGGGAAUCGACAGGAACAGGAAAGACGACAAGACUUUGAAACUAAAACAUUUAUGGAAGAGCAAGAGAAAAUAAGAAAGAAACAAGAGGAAGAUCAAUCACAGAUUGACCAAUUAAGUUUUCGGAAAGGACAAGAAGAAGUUCAACGAGAAACUUAUCAACAUCCACAACUACCUUACCAACAACAAUCAAGUCAAAUGUGGAAUAACAGCGAUCAAAAUGCUUUGAAUUAUAUGACAUAUUAUCAACAGAAUUAUGAUAAUUCUAAUAACCAUCGAUAUCAGACUCAUUAUCAACAAACUUAUCAAAAUAUUUCUCCAAAUUUUCAUAACUCAUCAGACUACAAUAUUCCACCAGAUUUUCACCACCAACAAUUGGUUACGAAUGAAUGCGAAACUCAACAAUUAACACAAUCCCAAAAUGCAAAUCCUUAUUAUUUACAAGCUGUUGUCCCUUCACACUCUCAGCGUUAUCCUGAUAACAAUAAUUUCAAUAAUUCUUAUCAAACAUAUCAUCAAGCGGCAAUUGAAAGUUAUCCUCAGAAUCCUAUUGGUCAUAUUUCAUCUCCAACUAAUGUGCUACCUACAAAUACCAACGAAGUUUUAGGCAUGCAGUCAAGAUUACCAGACUACCAAGAUGUUGAAUAUUUGAUUGAUCAUCAAGCUGAGAUUGAUCCUGAAAUGCUACAACAACCAAUAAUCGAACAAACUGAAGAACUUAAUGAUAACAAAGAAGAUUCUAGCAGCGAAGAUUCUGAUGAAGAGCCCUAUAAUGGACCAGCUCCAUUAGUUAACUCAUAUAUGCUUAAUGACCUCGAGGAACAAAUAGAAGCCAGUACAAUUAGCUUCUCAUCUAAUGGAAAGUCUCGUGAUAAAAAGAUUACCAUAAAAUUUCGUAAAGAGAAGACUUCAACAAUUUUAAGUUCAGAAUCCAAUUCCGAGUCGUCAUUAUUUCAUCGAAAUUAUUCUGCAACCCCUUCAAACAAAAGUUCUUCAGAUCCGGUGGUAAUUUCUUCGUCAUCAACCGAAAGUACUAAGUCAAAGAAACAAAUCUUUCAAACAGAAAUUUUAAACACAUUCGAAGGUGACAACACACAGUUUAUGCCAAGUGCAACCAACAGUUGUUCAUCUACGGCAAAUAGUGAUGGAAAUGCUUCAUUUGGAAAUAUUUCAUUUAAUGGAUGUGUUUCAACUGGAAAAAAACCGUCAAAUAAAAUUUCAUCAUCCGUCAAUAGUUAUAAAUUUCUGAAGAAAAAAGAAUCGCUUUUAUCAGUUCAGAAUGACGACAGCAUUUGCUCUUCUUCAUAUGGAGAUCAGAAUUCAUUCUUCCAAGCUGAAAAUGACGAAGAAUUCAAAGGGAAAAGAAUAGUCAAAGCUCUAACAUUGAUUGAUGACCAUUUGAAUAAAUCUGAUAUCGAUCCAUUUAACUCGGAACUUUGUAAAGCUUUUCUUGUUAAAUUGAACUUUCCGAAUCGAGAAAACGUAUCGGAUUACAAAAUCUCAAACACAAACUUACCAAAAUUGAGUAAAAAUCACGUUGUUCCAUUGGGUGGUGUUAACUAUCAGAUAGAGAAAGAGGUGGGACGGGGAUCUUAUGGUGCUGUUUACCGCGGUGUCAAUACAUGCAACGGAUCUGUUGUAGCACUGAAAUACCAAAAACCACCGAACUCGUGGGAGUUGUACAUUUGUAUGGAAGUCAAGAAAAGAUUGGAAAACAUUGAAAUUUUACCUGGAUUCAUGUCUAUCUCAGCAGCUCUUAUAGCGCCUAAUGCAAGUAUUCUUAUUUCGGAAUUUUCUCACUAUGGAUCAUUGCUGGAUGUAAAUAAUAGAAUUCGUCAAGCGACAACAAAAGUCAUGCAUGAGAGUCUAGUGAUGCAUUUCUCAAGCCAAAUCUUAAACAUUGUUUCACAUUUGCAUUCGUGUAGUAUAAUUCAUGCUGAUAUAAAACCUGACAAUUUUUUGCUUAUGUCAUUACCAUCACCUGAAACUUAUGUACCAAGCUUGAGAUUAAUUGAUUUUGGAUGCGCAAUUGAUAUGAAGUUAUUUCCAAAAAAUACAGAAUUUAAGAAGAUGAUUCAAACAGAUGGUUUUACUUGCACUGAAAUGCUUGAAGGCCGACCUUGGUCCUAUCAAACAGAUUUAUUUUGUGUCGCAGGAACCAUACAUGUCAUGUUAUUUGGAGAAUAUAUGCAAGUGAAUAAGAAGUUUGGCGUUUGGGAAAUUAAACAAAAGUUUCCAAGAUAUCUGAAUAAAAGAAUUUGGAGUGAUAUAUUCUCAGAACUACUGAAUAUAAAGGAUAAUCAACAUCUACCUGAUCUAAGACGAAUGAGAAAUAGGAUUAAUAGUGAAACAAAUGAUAAUGAACUAAUCAGACAAAUUCGUAGUUGCUCGAACUUAAUUCGCAAAAGAUAAUUUUUUGAUAUGAAUAUUGAGAGGGGAAAAUAAAAAUAUGAAAGACUGAAGAGUUAAUAUAAAAGA